Coniosporium apollinis CBS 100218 is the source of this 3174-nucleotide messenger RNA. RefSeq lists its product as uncharacterized. Lineage: Eukaryota; Fungi; Ascomycota; Dothideomycetes. The transcript is spliced from 9 exons. The record is from RefSeq and is a predicted model, not a curated record. The coding region runs from base 1 to 3174 and encodes 1057 amino acids. Gene Ontology annotation, cellular component: actin cortical patch; clathrin-coated vesicle. Gene Ontology annotation, biological process: clathrin coat assembly; endocytosis; actin filament organization. Gene Ontology annotation, molecular function: clathrin light chain binding; phosphatidylinositol-3,4-bisphosphate binding; phosphatidylinositol-3,5-bisphosphate binding.
AUGUACGGCUCAACUCGCAACGUAGAUAUGGGAAAGCAGGAGUCUGAGCUUGCGACAAAUAUUCGUAAAGCUACAAGCAUCGAGGAAUCGGCGCCCAAACGCAAACAUGUCCGGAGCUGUAUCGUGUAUACUUGGGACCACAAAUCCUCCCAGUCCUUCUGGGCUGGUAUGAAAGUACAGCCGGUCCUCGCCGACGAAGUCCAGACCUUCAAAGCCCUCAUCACGGUCCAUAAGGUGUUACAAGAAGGCCAUCCCAUCGUUUUGAAGGAGGCCCAAGCGAACGUCAACUGGAUACAAAGCUUGUCCAAGGGUGUGACCGGCUCAGAGGGUCUUAGAGGCUAUGCGCCGCUGAUUGAAGAGUACAUAUACUUCCUACUGGCAAAGCUGGCAUUCCAUCGACAGCAUCCGGAGUUCAAUGGUACAUUUGAAUAUGAGGAGUACAUAAGCCUCAAAUCCAUCAAUGACCCAAACGAGGGGUACGAGACCAUAUCCGACCUUAUGACCCUACAGGACCAGAUCGAUUCUUUUCAAAAGCUCAUCUUUUCGCACUUCCGGAGCGGAGCGAACAAUGAGUGCCGCAUAUCCGCUCUCGUGCCACUGGUCCAGGAGAGCUAUGGCAUUUACAAGUUCAUUACCAGCAUGCUUAGAGCAAUGCACACAACACUGGGCGACGACGAAGCUCUAGCACCACUCAGGGGUCGCUAUGACGCCCAGCAUUACCGCCUUGUCAAGUUUUACUACGAAUGCUCUAAUCUCAGAUACCUCACGAGUCUCAUCACAGUGCCGAAGCUCCCCCAAGAUCCACCGAACCUCCUCUCCGAAGACGAGCAAGCGCCCGCCCUACCAGCGCGACCCGCGAAAGAAGUCGAGGCGCCACCAUCUGCACCUACCUCGACACCUCCGCGGACGGCGUCUGUUGACCCUGAGCCUAUCAACGAGUUCUGGAAGACUCAGCAGAAACGACAGCAGGACGAGUACGCCGAGGAACAGCGAAGGCUGCAGGAGCAAUGGGAGGCUGCUCAGCGUGCGCAACAAGAGCAGCAGAUGCGCGCACAGCAAGAAUUUGAACAGCAACAGCGGCUGCAGGCUGAACAACAGCGGCUAGCUCAGGAACAGCUCAUGCGCGAGCAGUAUCAGCAACAUACGCAAGGGCGCAUGGCGGAGCUGGAGCGGGAGAAUCUCAAUGCGAGAGCCCAGUACGAGCGCGAUCAGCUCAUGCUUUCGCAGUACGAUCAACGGAUGAAGAGCCUUGAAACGGAGCUGCAGCAGCUGAACGCCAAUUUCUCACAGCAGUCCUCCUCUAAAGAUGAUCAGAUACGGGCAUUGCAAGAGCAGCUGAAUACAUGGCGGAGUAAAUAUGAGGCACUCGCGAAGCUCUACUCACAACUACGGCACGAGCAUCUUGAGCUGUUGCAGAAGUUCAAGAACGUGCAGCUCAAGGCAGCUUCUGCGCAAGAGGCUAUCGACAAGCGCGAGAAACUGGAGCGGGAGCUGAAAACAAAGAACCUGGAACUGGCUGACAUGAUUCGCGAGCGAGAUCGAGCGCUUCACGACAGGGACCGGCUGACUGGCAACAACAGGGAAGAGGUCGAGAAGUUGAAGCGUGAGCUGCGACUCGCGCUCGACAGGGCCGAGAAUGCGGAUCGGUCGAAGGGUUCCGAGCUUUCUGCGCUGCUGUCAAGGCACAACAGGGAGAUCGCGGAUCUUGAAGAAGCGCUGCGGAAUAAGACCCGUGCCCUUGAUGAGAUUCAGAUGAAGUAUCGUGAGGGCGACUCAGACCUUGAACGCCAAUUGCGCGAGAAGGAAGAUGAGCUGGAGAUCUUCAAGGCUGGCAUGGAUCAGACAUUGCUGGAGCUGAAUGAGCUGAAGCUGUCCAAUCAAGACAAUGACCAUGCUCUUAACGGCGCAUUCGACGAAGUUAUCCUGGACCAGCUGCGAAAGAUCAAUGACAUUAUCGAUUCGGUGCUACAAAGCGGUGUUCAGCGCGUGGACGACGCGCUAUACGAGCUGGACUCUUCCAUGAUAGCAGGAAAUCAAAGUGCGUCCGGUGCAUAUGUGCUUUCGCAGAUCGAGAAGGCCUCGCAAGCUGCUAUGGAGUUCUCCACAGCCUUCAAUAACUUCAUCGCCGAUGGACCGAACAGCACACAUGCAGAGAUCAUCCGGACGACCAACCAAUUCGCGGGCUCAGUCGCCGAUGUACUCAGCAAUACCAAGGGCCUGACAAGGUUCGCCUCGGACGACAAGAAGGGCGAUCAACUGAUUGGUGCUGCGAGAAAGGCAGCACAGUCGACAGUCGACUUCUUCCGGUCCCUCCAAUCGUUCCGCCUGGACGGCCUAGAAGCGAUGCAAAAGACCGACGUAGUGAUAAACAACAACAACGAAGUGCAAGUAAACCUCCAAAAGCUCUCCAAACUUGCCGACGCCUUCGCGCCGCGGACCAAGAUCACAAACGCUUCCGGCGACUUGGGCGACCUCGUCGACCGCGAGCUGACGAACGCCGCAAACGCCAUCGACGCCGCGACAGAGCGCCUGACGAAGCUGAUGAACAAGCCGCGAGACCAGUACUCAACCUACGAGCUCAAGAUCCACGACUCGAUCCUCGAGGCCGCGAUCGCCGUCACGAACGCCAUCGCGCAGCUCAUCAAGGCCGCCACCGCCUCGCAGCAAGAGAUAGUCCGCGAGGGCCGCGGCACCACCUCGCGCACCGCCUUCUACAAGAAGCACAACCGAUGGACCGAGGGUCUCGUCAGCGCGGCCAAAGCCGUCGCCCGCUCCACAAACACGCUCAUCGAGACGGCGGACGGGGUUAUCAGCGGGCGGAACUCGCCUGAGCAGCUGAUUGUAGCGAGCAACGAUGUUGCGGCAUCCACGGCGCAGUUGGUAGCGGCCAGCAGGGUCAAGGCGAGCUACAUGAGCAAGACGCAGGAGAGGCUGGAGGGGGCGAGUAAGGCUGUCACGAACGCGUGUAGGAGUUUGGUCAGGCAGGUCCAGGAUAUUAUCGCGCAGAGGAAUCGGGACGAGAAUGAGGCGGUGGACUACAGCAAGUUGAGUGGGCAUGAGUUUAAGGUUAGGGAGAUGGAGCAGCAGGUCGAGAUUCUGCAGCUAGAAAACAACCUUGCGCAAGCAAGACAGCGGCUGGGGGAAAUGCGGAAGAUUUCUUACCAGGAGGAGUGA